UUAAAUAAACAAAAGACAACGAAAUUCUAGGGUGAGCAGAGGCAGAGACGUCAGAGUCCAGAGAUCCCACACCCCGCCCGCCGUCGUCCCUCGCGCGCAUCGUCCUGCUGCCCUCCUCCCUUGCUCGUGCCCGCCUCCUCCCACCUGCGCCGCGGCUGCGCGAGCAGCAGCAGUAGAAAUACAGAGGGAAGGAGCAGUGCGUGCCCGUCCGUCCGUCCGCCUGGGCCUCUCGCUCCCCCCUCAACCGCCUGCUCCCUAACCCAGUCCACCCCCUUCACAUUAUCCGCGUGCGCGGGCUGCCCGGCUGGGGGCGCCGCCGUGCGGUGCUGCUGCUGCCGCUGUUGCUGGUGGUGGCGCCGUCGAGGCCGGCGAUGGCGAUCCGCGGCCCGGACGCCGCGUCCGUCCUCCCCAUGACGCUGCUCUUUUCCCUCGGCUUCUUCUGCGCCCGCUUCGUUCUCGACCGCCUACUGUACAAGCCGUUGGCAGUUUACCUUUUCACUAGCAAGGCUUCUAAGUUGAUGAAUGAUGAGGCCAGGCAAGCAAAGAUUGUCAAGUUCUCAGAGUCUACUUGGAAGCUGACAUACUAUGCUUCUGUUCAGGCAUGGGUCCUAUUGAUAAUAAAGCAGGAACCAUGGUCGUUGGAUACAAUGCAAUACUUCGAUGGCUGGCCAAAUCAACCCAUCCCGUCCUCAUUGAGACUUUUCUACAUGUGCCAGUGUGGAUUUUAUAUCUACAGCAUUUUUGCUCUCAUUGCUUGGGAAACCCGCAGAAAAGAUUUUGCUGUAAUGAUGUCUCAUCAUGUAGUAACAUCUGUUCUUAUUGGAUAUUCAUUUCUGACUGGAUUUUUUCGAAUUGGGACAAUCAUUCUUGCGUUGCAUGACGCGAGUGACGUGUUCCUUGAAACUGCCAAAUUGUGCAAGUACACUGAAAAAGAACUAGGGGCUAGCUUAUUUUUUGGGCUUUUUGCUCUCUCUUGGCUCCUGCUGCGUCUGAUUUACUUCCCAUUUUGGAUAAUCAAAACCUCAAGCUACCAGUCUAUCAUAUCCUUGAGGAAGCUGGAUAGGUUCCCAACGACCUUGUACUACGUUUUCAACACAAUGCUUCUCACAUUACUUGUGUUUCAUGUAUAUUGGGGGAAACUCAUAUUUUUAAUGAUAAUGAAACAAUUGAAUUGAAUAAUAAAGGAAAAGUCGGAGAGGAUGUUCGAUCUGAUUCGGAUGAUGAUUGAUGGGGGUGGUUCUUUGACAAUUGUGACGGGCCAUUUCUUUGCUGGUACCUUGCCCUGUACUUACACCAGUAGAUUGUGUUGGUCGGCAAGCUUGUGCUAAGAAAGUUUCAUCUCUGUAUAUUACCUUAUGAUAUCAAAUAUUGCUAGACCAAGAAACAGAGCAGGUUCUAUAUAUACCGGGUAUAGCUAGCAACCUUACUUGAAGGUCCCUUCAUAAUUUUUGGUUCAUCUUUCCUUGUUAGUAGAAAAGGCUUAAGAGGUCGUUUUCUGUGGCUUAUCCACAGAGCUUAGAAACUCCUCUCUACCAUGUCUGGUAUACUGUGACUGUGAGUAGGUUUAGUUCUAAUUCAUGGGAAUAAGUUGAUUUUUUUUAUCAGGAGCUUAGAAAUCUCACACCUGAUGUACCAAGUGUCUCAUGCUGCUAGUUAUAACUUUUUGACGGCAUUGGUUUGUCUCCUUA
Messenger RNA from Triticum aestivum (bread wheat), 1688 nucleotides. RefSeq names its product ASC1-like protein 3. The record is from RefSeq and is a predicted model, not a curated record. The transcript is spliced from 6 exons. NCBI's taxonomy places the organism in Eukaryota, Viridiplantae, Streptophyta, Magnoliopsida, Poales, Poaceae. Gene Ontology annotation, molecular function: sphingosine N-acyltransferase activity. Gene Ontology annotation, biological process: ceramide biosynthetic process. Gene Ontology annotation, cellular component: endoplasmic reticulum; membrane. Bases 372 to 1175 code for a protein of 267 amino acids.